AGUGUAAUCGAGGCUUUACCCCACAAUGCACCGCAGAUGACGUCACGUCGUCAUGUGUGAAUACGUUUUGACCGCAAAAGAGACAUCCAGAACGCACAGUGAAGGCAGUGAAAGAGGUUGUGCUUUGUAUCCAAGCGUUCUGCGAUGGACCGCGGCUACGUGCUCGCCCUGGCCAGCCAGCCCGUGGGCCAGGUGCUGCUGCAGCAAGCAGACCGCGCCUGCUCCGCGCUGCAGCGCUCUCUGGAGGCUCCGGAUCCCGCGGCUGUAGUUCAUCCCCCAGACACCAAGGAGGAUGAACCACUGCCCAGGUGGCCUCUGAGUUCGGCGACAGCUCUUCUAAACAAGGCGAGUCUUGCCGGCUCCAACUUGUACUCGAGACUUCUGAAAUCCGUGAAUCCUCGCACCACCAGCGAAAUGGCAAACUUCUUUAAGAAGAAACGAGAGAACAUUGUAACACUUAAGCUGAAGGGUUUGGAGCUUAUGGAAAGAGAGCCCAAGGUAAAAAAUGAAGAAAAAUCAGUUUCUCGAGCAUUCUUGUGGCCAAUCUCUCAGGCGUUGGACUACGUGAACAGUAUUGCUCGUCCCUACGUUUCGCCAGCGGAAGAAGUUAAAGAACGGGAUGCUGUGAAGGUGGCCAUGAGGCGCCUGCAGGCGAUGGUCGAGGAAGAGCAGCUGGGCCUUGGGGGCUCCGCCGACGACAGCGCCGCCUCGUGGCAGACCUCCUUGGAGGAGCUGUGCGACGCCGAGCAGCCGCCAUCUUGUGAGGGCGCCCGGCCGGAGGCAGCGCUCCUGGCGGCCGAGCGCGCAACCGCGGAGACGGAGCGUUCCGACACUCCAGCUGCCACGUCGCACGGCGGGGAUUCCGACAUGUCGCACCGUGGCUCUUCAGUUUCACAAUCUAUCCUCACGUCUUAAUUGCAUUGUAUAUGUUUUUCAAAGAUUGCCUAGUAAUAUUUAUUAUUGAAAGAUAAGUAGAAUUGCUUUUAAAAAUUAGUUAAAUUAAGUUUUAUGAUAAUAUGUAUUACCUAUAUACUGUUACUGUUUACCUAUAUACUGUUACUGUUUACCUAUAUACUGUUACUGUUUGUGGUAAAUGAGCCAAUUAGAGGAUAUUUUUGAGUUUCUGAGUACAGCCCAGACGUAUCUAUCCUUCAAUAUCCUCAUGCUAGAGAAAAAUAUAUUGUUAUAUAAAUGAAUAUAGUGUUCCUUAAAAAUUGUAUACCAAUAGAUGAAUAAAUUUCUGAAUUUUGAUUUGUAAAUGAACUAGAACAUAUUAAAUUAUAGUAAAGAACUUUAUUUCAAUUGAUUAGAUCAGAAAUUUUCUCAUUUAAGGAAUUAAAUGUGGUUUAGUGAGAAAUGCUAAUACUCUGUAAAAAAAUAGUUUUUCCUAUAGAAAAAUUUAUUUUUUGUAUUAUAGUUCAUUACAAGGAAAUUGGUUGGUAAACUGUUCGGAUAAGGAUAUCACGCGGCGAAGAAAAUUGUAUUUAGUAUUACAAGUUUUAAAAAUUUUCCACAUUUGAUGGCAGCCAUUGCUUAGAAAGGGAUUUGUAAUACCCAAUCACAUUCACAAUAAAUGAACAUCUAAUACACUGUGUCAUUGAUCAUUUAUUCAUACAUUAUAAUCAGCUGAUUCAUCAAAAGUAUCUUAAAAAAUGCGAAGAGAAUGAAACUGAGAUUGUGUUUAAGUAAAUAUAAAUGUUAAAAGAUGAAUAAAGCUCAGCUAAGAUUAAAAGAUUUGUCCCAUGGAACUUCUGGUAGUAAAGCAUCGGUUAGAACAUUAGUAUCUUAAUUACUGCAGAAAUAUCACAACAGCGGGGCAGAAACAGCACUUCUCUCUUGCACAUUCAUACUCAUACAAAAUUCAGUCUUAUAAAAAGAAAUUCGUUUGGAAUAGAGCAAGCACACAGUGUUAACCGGAGUCAUAGGCCUAUAUAUAUACACCAUAUAUAAUGUAUGUGUAUUUAAUGUAUGUGUAUAUAAUGUAUGUGUAUAUAAUGUAUGUGUAUAUAAUGUAUGUGUAUAUAAUGUAUGUGUAUAUAAUGUAUGUGUAUAUAAUGUAUGUGUAUAUAAUGUAUGUGUAUAUAAUGUAUGUGUAUAUAAUGUAUAUACACAUUAUAUAUAUAUACUGGUGGUUUAGAAAACUAAUUUGAAUUUAAUUUUCUUUAGCAAUCUUUACUUUAGUGCGUGAAAAAAGAAUUUUUAGGGGAUGUAAAUGUUAACAGGUUGUGUUUUAUAACUUUAUAGUUGCAAGGUAUAUUAUAGAUUACAUAAGGGCCAAAUUUAUUGUAUCUUAAUCAGUCCACACAUAUAGGUCUUGUGUAAAUAAUCUGAGCUCAUUAAUUUAGGUACCGUAUUUAAAAACAGUCUGAAUUUUUUAAAAAAAGAUUUGUUCAAUCCUCAUUAUGCCAUUUAUGUAUAAAAUUUAUAUAUUUUAAAUAAAGUUUUGUUAAA
Bacillus rossius redtenbacheri is the source of this 2451-nucleotide messenger RNA. RefSeq lists its product as uncharacterized. The coding region runs from base 145 to 915 and encodes 256 amino acids. The transcript has 6 exons. NCBI's taxonomy places the organism in Eukaryota, Metazoa, Arthropoda, Insecta, Phasmatodea, Bacillidae. The record is from RefSeq and is a predicted model, not a curated record.